Messenger RNA from Rangifer tarandus platyrhynchus (Svalbard reindeer), 390 nucleotides. NCBI's taxonomy places the organism in Eukaryota, Metazoa, Chordata, Mammalia, Artiodactyla, Cervidae. The record is from the annotation of a GenBank genome assembly.
AUGUUAUGUUUUGAAAGUAACUUUGGAAGAUGCAUGAUAGUUGUGUGUUCUAGCUACAACAUCUACAUCUUUAUAACAAAAGCCUGCAAGGAAAUUCUCCAGGAGAGGUUAUCUCUGCAGGGAGGUGGUAAGGAUUAUGGUAGGAAUAUCUUUUUUAAAAGAAAAAAGAUUUACCUUUGGCUGUGCCGGGUCUUCCUUGCUGUGCUCCGGCUUUCUCUAGUUGUGGAGAACGGGGCGGGGGCGGGUUUACUGUCUAGUUGUGGGGCAAGGGUUUCUCACUGUGGUGAAUUCUUUUAUUGCAGAACAUGGUCUCUAGUGUGGGCGGGCUUGGUAGUUUCGGGUCAUGCGCCCUGGAGUGCUUGGGCUCAGCAGUUGUGGCACAUGGCUUAG